AUGUUCCGCGCUCGGCCAAACUAUAUCCGUCCGACUGAAGUCUCGGCCAAAGUUCAAACCGACCGGCCGAUCACGCAACACGACCCGGGAAACAUUGUCCCGCGGUCGGCCAAGCUUCAACGUUUCACGCCACGCCGCGCACGACCAGCGCGCGAGCCGGGAAAAAGCCUCGCGGCCGCGCAACCCGUUUCGCGUACCACGGCCGAUGCAUCCGUCCGAGCCGGGAAAGAACGUCCCACGUCCGGCCGAGAAACCAUCGGCCAAAUCUCUAUCCGUCCGACCACGACCGUCAUCCGCCACGACCGUUCCGACUCGACCCAAGACCCGACUGUCCGGCCGAUCGUCCCGACGACCGUCCGAACGCCGCGGUCGACCCGAAGCCGUUUUUGA
Molecule: messenger RNA, 390 nt
Organism: Microthlaspi erraticum
Lineage: Eukaryota; Viridiplantae; Streptophyta; Magnoliopsida; Brassicales; Brassicaceae
Source: the annotation of a GenBank genome assembly